Uncinocarpus reesii 1704 is the source of this 1389-nucleotide messenger RNA. Its product is annotated as mannosyl-oligosaccharide 1,2-alpha-mannosidase. The record is from RefSeq and is a predicted model, not a curated record. Gene Ontology annotation, cellular component: endoplasmic reticulum; membrane. Gene Ontology annotation, molecular function: mannosyl-oligosaccharide 1,2-alpha-mannosidase activity; calcium ion binding. The transcript is spliced from 5 exons. NCBI's taxonomy places the organism in Eukaryota, Fungi, Ascomycota, Eurotiomycetes, Onygenales, Onygenaceae. Gene Ontology annotation, biological process: N-glycan processing; carbohydrate metabolic process. Bases 1 to 1389 code for a protein of 462 amino acids.
AUGCGCCUUACAGCUCCGUCUCCUCCGGCAGCGCUCCCGACGUACAAGGACAAGCCCUAUUUUGCAGGACCUGGGACCAUUGCAGAACAUGUACGACGCCGGAGGAGGAGAAAGCAAGCGGUUUCAUUAGGGCUGCUGGCUUUGUUUGGUGUGGCGGUUUGGUGGCUGUGGUUCGGAGGAAAAGCGGACAGGAUUAUCUCGCGGGGGAAGGGAAUGAGGAUGCGCGGGAACGACUUGUUGAAGCUCAUGCAGGGAUUUGAGAAGGAAGAAGCGAAGACGGGACAGGCAGUCGACUGGGCGGAGAGAAGAGAAAGGGUGAAGGAUGCGUUUAGGAUCAGCUGGGAUGGCUACGAGAAGUACGCCUGGGGCUAUGAUGAAUACUAUCCUAUCGCGAAGUCGGGCCGCAAUAUGGUCGAGGGUGGAAUGGGUUGGAUCAUCGUCGACGCUCUUGAUACCCUCAUGAUUAUGAACCUGACUUCGCGCGUCCAGCAAGCUCGAAACUGGAUUCACUCCAGCCUGAGGUACGACCAAGACCACCCCGUGAACACAUUUGAAACCACAAUCCGUAUGCUGGGCGGAUUACUCUCUGCGCACUAUCUAUCAACCACCUAUCCCGAUUUGGCGCCAAUCGCCGACGACGAUGAAGGCUCGCCAGGCGAGGAUCUGUAUAUUGAAAAAGCUACGGAUCUGGCGGAUCGGUUAUUGGGCGCGUUCGAAUCUUCUUCCGGAGUUCCCUACGCAAGCUUGAAUUUGAAUAAAUCUAUCGGCAUUCUGUCGCAUGUUGAUAAUGGUGCUUCGUCAACCGCCGAGGCCGGCACGCUUCAGCUGGAAUUCAAAUACCUGGCAAAGCUGACGGGAGAAGCGAAUUACUGGGAGAAGGUUGAGAAGGUAAUUCAGGUUAUCGAAGGAAAUGGAAGAGAAGACGGGCUCGUUCCUAUUUAUAUCUAUGCAGAUACAGGGCAGUUUAUGGGGGAAAAUAUCCGGCUGGGAAGCCGCGGCGACUCCUAUUAUGAGUACCUUAUCAAGCAGUAUCUUCAAACAUCAGACGAGGAGCCGAUCUAUCUCGAAAUGUGGCAAGAAGCCUUAUCCGGGAUUCGCAAACAUCUGGUGACUUAUACCAAGGAGGCCUCGCUGACCAUUGUUGGCGAACGUCCCCACGGGCUGCAACGCUCGUUGUCACCUAAGAUGGACCAUCUCGUUUGUUUCUUACCGGGCACUAUCGCUUUGGGCGCAACUGGUGGUUUACCCUUAGCGCAAGCUAGAAAGCUGCCGGGCUGGGGACGGAAGCAAGAGGCAGACAUGUUGUUGGCGAAAGAGUUGAUGAAGACGUGCUGGGCCACAUAUCUCGCCACGGCGACAGGAUUGGCGCCCGAAAUCACAUCUUUUUAG